Messenger RNA from Acaulospora morrowiae, 183 nucleotides. NCBI's taxonomy places the organism in Eukaryota, Fungi, Glomeromycota, Glomeromycetes, Diversisporales, Acaulosporaceae. The record is from the annotation of a GenBank genome assembly.
GUGGAGGAGUUCCCUACUAAAACUAAGGAAGAUCAAGAAGAGGAAAAGACCGUAGAAGAUAGGAUAAGGGAAAUGGAGUUAGAUGAAGAAUUAGAGGAAGAACAAAUAGAGCAGGCAAAAGGGGCAUUGAUAAGAGAGCAAGAUGAUUAUUUGUAUUCAAACAAAACAGCUCCAGACGCAUAA